AUGGAUGAGUUAAUAGCAUCAGAGUCGCAGUGUUAUGGCCCUUUUGGCAACAGAUAUUUGAAGAAAAAAACUGAUUCAUGUGGUGGUGUGAUCCAAGGCCUGAACGGAACGAUAGAAUCACCUGGUUUCCCCCACGGCUAUCCCAACUAUGCCAACUGUACGUGGCUGAUAAUAACAGGGGAGCGAAACAGGAUCCAGCUCACCUUCGUAACGCUGGCGCUCGAGGAAGACUUUGAUAUGGUCUCUGUAUAUGAUGGACAACCUUCGCCUGGGAACUUAAAAAUGAGGUUGUCAGGGUUCAUGCUGCCUUCUCCUAUAGUCAGCACUGGAUCUAUAUUGGCCUUAUGGUUUACCACUGAUUUCGCCGUCAGUGCUCAGGGCUUCAAAGCUGUCUACGAAGUCCUGCCCAGCCAUACAUGUGGCACCCCCGGACUCAUUCCAAAUGGAGUCAUCCAUGGUGCGCGGUACAACAUUGGGGACAAAAUCCGUUACAGCUGCGAGUCUGGUUUUGUCCUGGAGGGACAUAAUAUCCUGACAUGUAUCGUCUCACCGGGCAGUGGGGCACAGUGGGACUUCCCUUCACCAUUUUGUAGAGCGGAGGGGGCGUGCGGUGGCACGUUACGAGGCACCGCAGGUUCAAUCACCAGUCCCAGCUACCCCGCAGAGUAUGACAACAAUCUGGACUGCACGUGGUCUAUCCUUGCUGAGCCCGGGGAUACAAUAGCUCUUGUCUUCAACGACUUCUUAUUGGAAGACAAGUAUGAUUUCCUGGAAAUCAGCGGAACAGAGGCACCCAGCAUAUGGCUAACUGGUACCACCCUACCCUCACCAGUCAUUUCAAGUAAGAAUUGGCUGCGGAUACACUUCACCUCAGAUAGCAACCAUCGAAGGAAAGGAUUUAGUGCUCAGUACCAAGUGAAGAAAGCUAUAGAGUUGAAGUCCAGGGGAGUGAAGAUGAUGCCCAAUAAAGACUCCAGUCACAAAAAUGCAGUCUUGAGUCAAAGUGGCCUUGCUGGAGAUGUUUGUCCAGAUCCCGGAGUCCCGGAAAAUGGCAAGAGAAUGGGAUCUGCCUUCCACGUGGGCUCCAGCGUCCAGUUCAGUUGUGAUGACAGUUAUGUUCUUCAAGGUUCCAAAAGCAUCACCUGUCAGAGAGUGACGGACACAUUGGCUGCCUGGAGUGACCACAGGCCCAUCUGCCGAACUCGUACCUGUGGGAGCAACCUGCGGGGCCCCAGAGGGAUCAUAACAUCUCCUAAUUACCCAGUCCAGUAUGAGAACAAUGCCCACUGUGUCUGGGUUAUCACUGCACUGGACUCUGCAAAGGUUAUAAAGCUGUCAUUUGAAGAGUUUGAUUUGGAACGAGGAUAUGAUACACUCACAGUGGGCGAUGGAGGGAAGAUAGGAGAUACCAGACGGGUACUUUACGUACUCACAGGGUCCAGUGUACCUGACAUCAUUGUGAGCUUGUCCAAUCAAAUGUGGCUGCAUUUGCAGUCAGAUGACACAAUUGGUUCUGCUGGGUUCAAGGCAGUCUAUGAAGAGAUUGAACGGGGAGGCUGUGGUGACCCUGGCGUGCCAGCAUUUGGUCAUCGUAGCGGCGAGGGCUUUCAACAUGGGGAUGUGCUGACCUUCUUUUGCCAGUCUGCAUUUGAAUUAGUUGGCGAGAGGAGUAUUACAUGCCAGCAUAAUAACCAGUGGUCUGGUAAUAAACCCAGCUGCAUCUUCUCUUGUUUCUUCAACUUCACGGCCCCAUCAGGAACGGUGUUGUCCCCAAACUAUCCUGAGGAAUACGGGAACAACCUUAACUGUGUAUGGCUGAUCAUUUCUGAACCAGGGAGCCGCAUUCAUUUACUGUUCUCUGACUUUGACCUGGAGCCACAAUUUGAUUGGCUGGUGGUCAAAGAUGAAGGUUUAUCUGAGCCUACCACAUUUGGAACAUUUUCUGGAAAGGAUGUGCCAUCCCAAAUCGCCUCACACGGACACAUCAUGAGACUGGAAUUUCAGUCAGAUCACUCCAAUACCGGGAAAGGCUUCAACAUCAGCUAUACUACAUUUGGCCAGAAUGAAUGUCACGAUCCAGGCGUGCCUGUUAAUGGUCAACGGUACGGAGACCAGUUUCAGCUCGGCAGCUCUCUGGCUUUUCGUUGUGACCAAGGUUUCAUUAGGACACAGGGGUCAGAUCAGGUGACCUGCAUUAUUCAAGAUGGAAAUGUUGUUUGGUCUGCAGCUGUGCCUCGCUGCGAAGCUCCAUGUGGAGGCCAUCUCACUGCUUCUGCUGGAGUUCUUCUCUCUCCUGGUUGGCCUUCUUUCUACAAGGAUUCGCUUAAUUGCCAAUGGGUGAUUGAAUCACAAGCGGAUCACGCUGUAAAGAUACACUUUGACAGGUUCCAGACGGAAGUCAACUAUGACACACUGGAGAUCAGGGACGGCCCCUCAUCUUCCUCCCCCCUGAUCGGUGAAUACCACGGAACCCAGGCACCUCAUUUCCUGAUCUCCACAUCCAACUUCCUGUUCCUGUUGUUUACCACUGACAACAGUCGCUCUGCGGCGGGAUUCAGCAUCAGAUACGAAAGUGUGAAAAUGGAGUCAGACUCUUGUCUUGACCCUGGUAUUCCAGUCAAUGGGCGUCGCCAUGGCAGCAGCUUUUCCAUUGGAUCACGUGUAUCAUUUACAUGUGACCCAGGAUAUACUCUGAAUGAUCAAGAGCCUAUUGUUUGUGAGCAGAAUCAUCAGUGGAGUCAUGCUCUACCCAGUUGUGAUGCUCUGUGUGGAGGCUAUGUGUACGGGAAAAUGGGCACAAUUCUUUCACCGGGAUUUCCUGAUUUCUAUCCCAAUUCUUUGAACUGCACCUGGACGAUAGAAGUGUCUCAUGGUAAAGGAGUCCACCUGGUCUUCCAUACUUUCCAUUUAGAGGAGAACCAUGAUUACCUGUCCAUCACAGAGGAUGAGAACUUUCUGGUUCCUGUUGCCCGAUUAACUGGCUCCGUACUGCCCCCCAGUGUUAAAGCAGGGCUCUUUGGGAAUUUCAGCGCUCAGCUACGAUUUAUAUCAGAUUUCUCAAUGAGUUAUGAGGGAUUCAAUAUCACGUUCUCAGAAUACGACUUGGAGCCUUGUGAGGAUCCGGGAGUCCCAGCUUUUAGCAGACGCACAGGAUUUCGAUUUCAAGUCGGUGAUUCGCUAGCCUUUUCUUGUUUCCACGGUUACCGACUCGAGGGAGACAGCAAGAUCACCUGUCUUGGUGGAGGCAGGAGAGUGUGGAGCAACACUUUGCCCAGAUGUAUAGCCGAGUGUGGAGCCACCUCUUUGGGACCAGAAGGUGUUCUAGUAUCCCCGAACUUCCCUUCCAACUAUGACAACAACCAUGAAUGCAUCUACCGCAUCACCACCGAAAAGGGAAAAGGAAUCAGGCUGAAAGCUGAGAGCUUCUCUCUGCGAGAUGGAGACUAUCUGAGGGUGUAUGAUGGUGAGAACACUUCAUCUCGACUCCUUGGGAACUUUACCCGUGAAGUUAUGAUCGGUCAUAUCAUCAAUAGCACCUCCAAUCAUGUGUGGCUAGAAUUCAACAGCAACGCCUCGGGAACAAAUCAGGGUUUUCACCUCACAUACACAAGUUUUGACCUUGUACGGUGUGAAGAACCUGGUGUCCCUAGUUAUGGCUUCAAGAUCCAGGAUGAUGGCCAUUUUGCCAACACAUUUGUUCUUUACUCCUGCAACCCUGGCUACAGUCUCCAUGGCAGUAGUACACUGACCUGUCUAAGUGGGGACAGACGUGUCUGGGACAAACCUCUUCCAUCCUGUAUUGCGGAGUGUGGAGGUCACAUAACUGGAGCAGUGUCUGGACGAAUUCUUUCUCCGGGAUACCCUGCGCCAUAUGACAACAAUCUCCACUGUACCUGGACUAUAGAGGCUGAUACUGGGAAGACGAUCAGUCUUCACUUCAUCGUCUUUGACACUGAGAUCGGUCAUGACAUCCUUAGAGUUUGGGAUGGGCCAUCUGGCCCAUCGGAUGGAGGGAUCCUUUUGAAAGAAUGGUCAGGACCAGCCUUACCAGAGGAUAUCCAUUCAACUUUCAACAUACUUACGCUUCAGUUUGAUGCUGACUACUUUAUAAGCAAGCAAGGCUUCUCCAUUCAGUUUUCCACCACAACAGCGACCACCUGUAAUGACCCUGGCAUCCCAGUAAAUGGCUCUCGAUACGGUGACAGUAAGGAGCCCGGUGACAGUAUGACGUUCCAGUGUGACCCUGGUUAUCAGCUCCAAGGACCUGACACCAUCACUUGUGUCCGCAUGGAUAACAGAUUCUACUGGCAGCCUGACCCUCCAACGUGUAUGGCAACCUGUGGCGGUAAUGUCAGCGGUCCUUCUGGAGUGAUCCUGUCUCCUAACUACCCACAGCCUUACCCUCCAGGGAAAGAGUGUGAUUGGCGCAUCCGAGUCAACCCAGACUUUGUCAUUGCGCUUAUCUUCAAAAGUUUUAACAUGGAGCCCAGUUAUGACUUCCUACACAUUUACGAGGGUGAAGACUCUAAUGGGCCUCUCCUGGCAAGUCUCCAAGGCAACCAAGCUCCAGAGCGCAUCGAGAGCAGUGGUAACAGUCUCUUCCUGGCAUUCCGGUCAGACGCCUCACUGGGCAUGUCUGGCUUUGCCAUUGAAUUCAGAGAAAAACCAAGAGAGGCCUGUUUUGACCCUGGUAACAUCAUGAAUGCUAGUAGGACCGGCUAUGACUAUAAACUGGGAUCUCAGGUGUCCUAUAACUGUCACCAUGGCUACACAACAGUGGGCAGUGAAACAAUAACCUGCGUGAUGGGGCAUGAUGGGAAGCCGGUGUGGGACAAGGCUCUGCCGUCAUGUAAAGCUCCGUGUGGUGGACAUUAUGGUGGAUCUGAGGGAGUUGUUUUGUCUCCAAACUACCCUUUAAACUACACUAAGAGACAAAUUUGCUCCUACUACAUUACAGUGCCUCCACAAUUUGUUGUAUUUGGUCAGUUUGCCGUCUUCCAGACCGCGAUGAAUGACUCAGUGGAGCUAUUUGACGGAGCCAAUGAGAACUCGCGAUUGUUGAGUUCUCUCGCGGGAUCACAUUCAGGAGAGACGUUACCAUUGGCAACUUCCCAUCAGAUAAUGCUGCGGUUCAAUGCCAAAAGUGGCCAACCAGCUAAGGGCUUUCAUUUUGUCUACCAAGCUGUUCCACGAACAAGCGACAGUCAGUGUAGCUCAGUUCCAGAGCCUCGAUACGGCAGGCGGAUUGGGUCAGAAUUUUCGGCCGGAUCGGUGGUCCGUUUCGAGUGCAGUCCGGGAUAUCUGCUGAAGGGACCCAGUGCAAUCCGUUGCCAGGCUGUACCGGGUGCUCUGGCACAGUGGAAUUCAACGACGCCAAGUUGCAUUGUUCCCUGCAGUGGGAAUCUGACAGAGCGCCGCGGUACCAUUUUGUCUCCCGGCUUUCCGGAGCCAUACCCAAACAGUCUCAACUGUCUUUGGAGAAUCCAUGUCAGUGAAGGAGCUGGGAUACAGAUUCAAGUGGUGACAUUUGCAACUGAGCACAACUGGGAUUCUCUGGAGAUCUACGACGGGGGAGACAUGACGGCUCCUAAAUUAGGGUCAUUUUCUGGAACUACAGCUCCUGCCCUCCUCAACUCCACAUCCAAUCAGCUUCUCUUGCAUUUUCAGAGUGACAUUAGUGUUGUGGCUGCAGGCUUUCACCUUGAAUACAAAACGGUUGGUCUGACAACCUGUCCGGAGCCGAUGAUUCCAGCAAAUGGCAUAAAAACAGGAGACAGGUACAUGGUCAACGAGGUAGUGGCCUUUACCUGUGAACCUGGUUACACCUUACAGGGCCACUCACAUAUUUCCUGCAUGCCAGGGACUGUGCGCCGAUGGAACUACCCACCCCCUCUUUGUAUAGCUCGUUGUGGCGGAGUAUUAACUGAGGUUACUGGCGUGGUCCUGAGUCCGGGCUUUCCUGGCAACUACCCAGGCAACCUGGACUGCACCUGGCAAAUCAUCUUGCCAACAGGAUAUGGGGCCCAUAUUCAAUUCCAAAAUUUUUCCUCUGAAGAUAACCAUGAUUUCUUGGAGGUCAGAUCAGGACCACAGCACAGCUCGGCUCUUAUUGGACAGUUCACUGGUUCGCAAGUCCCACCCCCCCUUUUAAGUACCACCCACCAGACUAUCAUUCACUUCUACAGUGACCAUUCAGAGAACAGGAGGGGGUUCAAAAUUACUUAUCAAGCUUAUCAACUUCAGAACUGCCAGGAUCCAUCUUCUUUUACCAAUGGAGACAUCAUUAACAGUGACUACAGUGCUGGACGGUCAAUAACAUUCCUAUGUUAUCCUGGCUAUGUUUUGAUUGGACACCCUGUCCUGACCUGUCUGCAUGGGAUCAAUCGAAAGUGGAAUCACCCAUUUCCCCGCUGUGAAGCUCCCUGUGGCUACAAUAUCACAGCAGAAAAUGGGACCAUUUAUUCACCUCAGUACCCCAAUGAAUACCCCAAUUCCCAAGACUGUAGUUGGCUCAUCGCCGUUCCCCACGGACAUGGAGUUUACAUCAACUUCACCUUGUUGCAGACUGAGCCUGUCACUGAUUACAUUGCUGUAUGGGAUGGUCCAGAUGCAUCCAGUCCUCAGUUGGGAGUCUUCAGUGGUAACACAGCAUUAGAGUCGGCCUACAGUUCCAGCUCCACGGUUCUGAUCCGCUUUCACUCUGACUUUUCAACUGGUGGAUUCUUCAUACUCAACUUCCAUGCCUACCGUCUGAAGAAAUGUCCUCCUCCCCCUGUUGUGGAGAAUGCUGAGAUAAUCUAUGAAGAUGAAGAUUUCCUAAUAGGGGAUAUUGUGGCUUAUCGCUGUCUCCCUGGAUACACACUUGUUGGAAAAGCGGAGCUCAUGUGCACACUCAACUCCCAUUUACUUUUUCAGGCCCCACCGCCAACAUGUCAAGCCCAAUGUCCAGCCAAUGAGGAUAGGUCUUCAUCAUCAGGAGUCAUUUUGAGUCCAAUGUUCCCCAGCAACUAUCCAAACAGCCAGACCUGCUCUUGGCUACUGCGUAUUCUUACAGGUUACGUCAUCAAUAUCUACGUUGAGAUGUUCCACAGUGAAAAGCAAUUUGACGAGCUGGAAAUUUUCGACGGAUCGUCAGGACAGAGCCCUUUGCUUGUGGCUCUCAGUGGAAAUCAUUCAUCUCAGCUCAACUUCACCUCCAAAACCAAUCAGCUUUACCUUCGCUGGUCCACUGACCAUGCAACCAACAAGAAAGGAUUCAAGAUAAGAUACUCGGCUGCCUACUGUAGUAUUAAUGAUCCCCCAGAGAAUGGGGGAGUUGUCAACCGAACAAAACUCCAUCCAGGCAGUAGACUCCAGUUCUACUGUAAUCAUGGUUACCGCCUGGUUGGUUCUAUGAAUUCCACCUGCAGACUUCACCCCAAUGGGCUUUUCUAUUGGGACACACCUCCACCAUUCUGUCAAGCUAUCUCCUGUGGGAUCCCCCACUCACCAGGCAAUGGAAGCUUCUAUGCCUACCAUUACAAUGUGGGCAGUCAGGUGACCUACCACUGUAAUCAUGGUUAUCACCUUGACCCUAGUCUUCCCACCACAGCAGUGUGUUUGGAGGGUGGCAGCUGGAGUAAUUCGGCCUCACCCCCGAGGUGUCUGUCCAUCAGCUGUCCCAGCAUUGAGGGCGCCUUGUCAGAUCAUGUCACCUACCGUCUGCUCUCUGGUACACUGGGAGAGUUUAGUUCUAUGGCCAUGCUGGAAUGCUCCGCAGGGUACUCUUUCGGUGCAGGACAUCGGACACUGCGGUGUCUUGCCAAUGGGACUUGGGAAGGGUCUGAUGAUCCAGCUACAUGCAAGAUCUUGUCCUGUGGGGAUCUUCCUACUCCCCCGUUUGGCACAAAACUAGGAACACUGACCACAUUUGGUGCAACUGCCAUCUUUAUGUGUAACCACGGUUAUACAUUGGUGGGGUCCCAUGUCAGAGAAUGUGGUGCCAAUGGGCUUUGGAGUGGUACUGAGACUAGGUGUCUUGCUGGCCACUGUGACUCUCCAAAUCCUAUCGUCAAUGGACACAUUAGCGGUGAUGGUUCUAGUUACCGUGACACAGUGGUGUACCAGUGCAUGCUGGGAUAUCGCCUGAUUGGAACAUCAGUCAGAAUCUGCCAACAAGACCAUCGGUGGUCUGGAACAACACCUGUUUGUGUCCCCAUAACUUGUGGUCACCCCGGAAACCCAGCCAAUGGGAGAACAAACGCCAGUGAAUUCAACCUCAACGAUGUCGUCAACUUCACUUGUAAUAAAGGUUAUGUCCUGACUGGAAAUGCACGCGCUCAGUGUCGACUCAAUGGGCAGUGGAGCAGCCCCCUUCCUCUCUGCAAAGUGAUAAACUGUUCAGAUCCUGGGCACGUGGAGAAUGGUGUGCGGCAGUCUGGUCUACGUUACCCAGAAAUCUUCAGCUACGGUACAACAGUUGCCAUCCACUGUAAACGAGGCUUCUACCUGCUCGGGUCUGCGAUCCUCACCUGCUUACAUGAUGGACGCUGGGACAGACCAAUCCCUCGAUGUUUGGCUAUAUCCUGCGGUGACCCUGGUGUGCCCCCAAACAUGAUCGUGCCUGGGACCCACAGUUGGACGUAUGGCUCCGUGUUGCAGUACUCCUGUGUACCAGGAGGGACGCUGGUGGGCAACACUACUCGCCACUGUCAAGAGGACGGCACUUGGAGUGGGGCGCCACCCUACUGCACUGGUCUGAGUCCAGGGAUGUGUGGGGACACAGGGGUUCCUCCCCACGGUGCCCGUUUAGGAGGAGAAGAGUUUAAAACCAAGAGCCUGCUGCGUUUCAGCUGCGAGGCUGGAUACAAUCUGAUUGGCUCUGCUGAGAGGACGUGCCUCCACAACGGCACCUGGAGUGGAACGCAGCCCGUGUGUCAAGCUGUAUCGUGUGGGAACCCUGGCACUCCGGCCCAAGGCAGAAUCGUUUCCAGUGACGGAAUCACCUUUGGAUGCUCAGUGGCUUAUGCAUGCUGGGAAGGCUUCAAAACAUCGGGUCUGACCACCAGACACUGCACAACUAAUGGAACAUGGACAGGACAACCGCCGGACUGCACUGUGAUCAGUUGUGGAGACCCAGGAUCGAUAGCCAAUGGUGUGUACUUAGGACGAGAGUUCACCUUCAACCACACGGUGGUAUAUCGUUGUAAUCCGGGUCACCUGAUGGAACCACCUGGACAGGGUCGCAGUGUUUUGCACUGCACUAAAGAUGGACAGUGGAACCAAACCAAACCCAACUGUAAAGUGAUCCGAUGUGGACCUCCUCCUCAAGUACAAAAUGGGGAAAUCAAAGGAACGGACCUUACAUGGGGAUCAAGUGUUAGCUACAGUUGUUUCCAUGGUUACCAAUUGUCCUUGCCAGCUGUGUUGACCUGUGAGGGGAAUGGAACAUGGACUGGAGAUGUACCACAAUGUCUACCUAUGCUGUGUGGUGAUCCAGGCUCUCCUGGGAGCGGGUUCCGUGAAGGAAAUAUUUUUACUUACGGGUCAGAGGUCAGGUUCUACUGUCAUCCCCCGUACUUGUUGGUUGGCUCCGCCUCCAGAGUAUGUCAAGCUGAUGGCAUUUGGAGCGGCCAGCAACCUGCCUGCAUAGACCCUGCAUUUAACACCUGCCGUGACCCAGGAACACCAGCUUACGGUAUCCCAGUUCAAGCCCUGGGUCUUCAGGUUGGAAGUAAGGUUACAUUUAAGUGCCGUAAGAACUACCACAUCCUUGGUUCGACCACUAGAACGUGUUUAGAAAAUCUCACCUGGAGUGGCACACAACCUGAAUGUAUCGCCCACUCAUGCCGACAGCCCGAGACCCCCAGUAAUGUGGAUGUCCGCUCCAUGGACCUGCCAACUUUGGGAUAUACACUUAUCUACACCUGCCAAGAUGGUUUUUAUCUGGCAGGAGGAUCAGAACACAGAACAUGUAAAAGUGAUGGGAGAUGGUCAGGAAAACCACCACUGUGUAAAGUUGGAGUUAAAGUUAGUCCCAAAGGCCGAGGAGAAACAGACAUCCAGAAGAACAAAAUUCGAGUUCCAGUGGACGUGUUUUCCCCCAGCUCAGAAUGGAGAGGUUUCUAUGAGUAUCUGGGCAAGAGACAGGCCACCACAUUUUCAGUGACUGGGUUCAAUGCUAGCAGUGGAAGGGUUAACAUCACUUUACUGGAAACUAGUGGAGUGUCCAUCAGACUCUCAGGUACUUACAAGUCUGAGGAGAACCAGCUUCUACUAAAGGUCUAUCAAGUCAAAGGACCCACGGAGCAUUACUAUAGCAAGUUUAAGAACGACAACUGGGCCAUGGAUGGAUAUGUGACUGCAGAAUCUGACCAGAAAACAUUUGUUUACCAAGGGCAUAUUCACAGUAAAGACUUUGGUAAAUUCCACCUGACAAGGCAAGGUCCUGUAACCAUGGCAAUAGACCCAUCCAACCCUUACACAAACAGCAGUUCUGUGGCAGCUGCCAUCUUGGUUCCUUUCUUUGCCCUCAUCCUAUCGGGAUUCGCCUUCUACCUCUACAAGCACAGGACAUUGUCUGCUGACACAGAUGACAAUGAAAGACCAAAAGACACCUGGGGGCCUGGCGGCAGAACCCGUCCUAAGGUCCAGUUUAAUGGCUACGUGGGCCAUGAAAGCACCAAUGGUCAAGCAUCAUUUGAAAAUCCAAUGUACGACACCAACAUGAAACCCACUGAAGCGAAAGCUGUUCGUUUCGACACCACGCUCAAUACAGUCUGCACUGUGGUAUAG
This is a messenger RNA of Nerophis lumbriciformis (worm pipefish), 10773 nucleotides long. NCBI's taxonomy places the organism in Eukaryota, Metazoa, Chordata, Actinopteri, Syngnathiformes, Syngnathidae. The record is from RefSeq and is a predicted model, not a curated record.